GCGACACUCGAAGAGUCGCACGAUUACACGCAAAAUCUGCAAUCUUAACGUCACUCCUUUUAAAGAAUGCAGUCUCUCCUCCCUCCUGAGCCGCAUUUAUAUUUUCUCGGGAGGGCUUGUCGCUAACCUGCCCGGCUCCCAUGCCUGCAAUGGGCGUACUGCACCGCCGCCACCACCACCAUCGUCACUGUUGUCGCACUCUGCAAACUCUCACAGCCUUCACAUUUCUCUUCUUUGCCUCCGCCACAGCUAUCUCUCUUUCCCAACACGGUAGUCAAGCAGUACCGAGGCAGCACGCCGUGAAGGGCGAGAAACGACUAGCAGGAUCAGCGAUAUUUGAGCGGUUUGUCCCUAGUCGUAGGGCUCUGGGCUUUGGAUCAUCACCGCCUACGUGCCGAUCUAAGUGCGGGAGGUGUUCGCCGUGCUCGCCCAUGCGAGUGCCCAUUCACCCUAGUCUGAGUACUCCGCUGGAGUACUACCCUGAAGCUUGGCGAUGCCAGUGCAGGAAUAAGCUCUUUAUGCCUUAAAAGAAAGAAACAGAAAAACCAGAGCAGAGAGCAAGAAGCACAUGCACUGCGCGCAGAGAAACAAGUAAAUAUCAUGAAUCUUAGUAAAUAAUUUUAACUGUCAUGGUCAUGGACUACCAGCAUUCUCAUCGCUGGUUCUCUUUCAGGUUUAUCUUAAGUGUUGCCGUUUUCUUACCGGGUUUUCCUUUUCUGCGAGGGCCAAGGGGGAGGGAUCAUUGGGAACGCGCGUAAGAACCUGAUCUCCUCCCCCCCCCCCCCCGGGGGGGGGGGGGGGGGGGCGCCCUCCUCUCUCUCUCUCUCUUUGGUUCUGGUAGUUGAAUUAGAUAUGAUGGUAUUUGGCUUUGAGCAUGGUUGGACUCGCAUUGAUGAUAGUAAGUUAAAACUGUAAUUAAAUUAGAUAUGGCCGUUGUUAAUUAAACAAAGGACGUACGUUGCAUAUA
This is a messenger RNA of Carya illinoinensis, 967 nucleotides long. Its product is annotated as EPIDERMAL PATTERNING FACTOR-like protein 5. NCBI's taxonomy places the organism in Eukaryota, Viridiplantae, Streptophyta, Magnoliopsida, Fagales, Juglandaceae. The transcript has 2 exons. The record is from RefSeq and is a predicted model, not a curated record. Gene Ontology annotation, biological process: guard cell differentiation; stomatal complex development. The coding region runs from base 141 to 527 and encodes 128 amino acids.